AUAAACAUGUAAAUAUGGAUCACCAUGUAGAUGGUGAAAUAACGGGGUCUCUAUCUUAUGCUUUGGAAAAUUGCCUAUCAAAGUGUAAGCAUAUGUUACAAGAUGACUCCCUUGUUGAGCACUAUGAAAACCUAUACCAAAAUAACCUAUUUACAUAUAAUAAGAUACUAGCACUUAUUAAACGUUCAUUAGAAGACUGUUACACAAAUCAUAGAUGUAUAAAGAAUGCUAUAGAAAAUGAUACGGGAAUAAAGAUUGGGAUGCAUCAUGAAAAUGAAAACAUUGUUAAAAAGUCUUUAUUAACAAAAGAAAAGGUGGCACAACUAAUUUGCAAAAAAGAAACGAUGGCGCAUGAAUUACAAAAAAAUAUUCAAUGGGACGCUGAACUUGAUAGAUCACUAGAGCAAAGUUCCCAAGAAGGUAUCAGGGCUCAAACGCAACUUAAACUAGCAUGCUUUGCCAAGAACAGGAUGAAAUCAUCAGUUGAAUUAAUUGAAAAAACAAUAAAUGAUUUGGAAAAUUCUUGUGAGAAUACUCAAACCCUGGUUGUAACACGACAAGAUGAGAUUAACCACAUAAUAGAUGAAAUGAAUUGCAUAAAUCAAACGAAUAUAAAAGAAAUAGAACAUAUAAAACGCAUACACGAAGAAAUGGAUGAAGAACUGAGGCAAUUGGGAUUCCAACACCAUACAACAGUACAAAAACUGGAAGAAACUCAAGAUAUUAUAUCAAAUAUAAAGAAAUCCAAAGAAGAAGCACAAUCUGCAUUGGGAAAGAUCGAAAAUGAAAUCGAUAAUCGUGAGCAAUGUAUCUCGGAGCUGAAACAAGAAAUUGCAAGUAUUGAAAAUGAAAAAGCCAUGUUAAAAGCAGAGAUAGAAAAUAUUAAUUGUGAAAACGAGCGUCUAAAAGACGUCAAACUGGAUAUUUCUUCUGAGGUUAACAAGAUACAGGAAAAAAUAAAAUCUUAUGAAAUGGAUAUUCGAAACAAUAAAUCUAAAAUAAAGUUGCAUAAACGUGGUAUCAAAGAAUUGGAAGCAAUACUAACAUCAAAGCAUAAAGAAAUAAUAACUAUAUAUAAUACAAAAGCUGAACAAUACAGGCGAUACAAUGUGAUGCGUAUGCAACUUGAAGAUGCGAUAACGAAUUUUCAUGUAAAUACCAUGGGGUAUCUGGAAGCCUUGAAAGAAUACAAUUCCUUUACUGAAAAACAAUGCAGCAAAAUUAUCGAUCCUGAGCAUAUCAGACACUUGGAAUCCACUCUGCAAAGACAGUGGGAAAUUGUGCAUUCUAAACACUAUAGCACAACAGACGUAUUAGACAAGGCAAAAAAAGAACUGUCAUUACUUAAGGAUCAUCAUUCUAUGCUAACAAAAGAUUUGGAAAUAGCUGGAAAGAGCUGCGAAUCUUUAAGGAGAGCAAACAGUGAUCUAAAAGAGCAAAAGGACGUAAUCAUAACAAAAGAUGUUGAAAGAAGGAAUAUGAUAACCGAUUUAUUAGCAGAGCGAACUUAUAUAGAACAGAAGAUUAUUGAAUUGAAAACACAUGAAGAACAACUAGAAAGUGAAUAUAAUAAACAAAUUGAAGAAGAAACUAAAAACCAUAGAAACAAAAUGACAAGCCUAAAGAAUGAUGAUUGUAUUGAUAUGGUUGAGAUGAUGGAAGAAGAGCAAAAAAACAGUCAGAUAUUAUUAAACGCCGCUCUAGAAUCCUUAGAAAUGGAACAUACCAAAUCAAAGUCCACAAUUGAAACUCAACAUAAUGACUUGCUUAAAGAAGAAAAAGGCAAAUACGAUGCAAUACGAAAGGUUAACCACAGUGAGAUUGAGCGCUUAAAAGCUCUAAUUCGCGAAUGUAAAGCUAAAGACAAUAUCCAACCUUCCAAUACAUCGGCUUCAGCAAAUUCAUUUCGUAGGAUACUUCCAACGGACAACAACACAAACGCGAAAUCAAAUGGCAACAGCGUGCAGUUUAAGACCCCAACUUAUAUAACAGAACGUACAACUGGAAGUGAUAUGAAAUCUACGGCCAUGGAGCUGUUAAAGAAGGUGCCUCGUAGGAAGUGUAUUCGGCGGACUGCUUCGACAACUGAUAAGGUAGAAGCACCAAAAGAUGAAUUGGAUUUGUUCUGCUAACCCCAACAAUCGAACAAACACAUAC
Messenger RNA from Babesia bovis T2Bo, 2157 nucleotides. RefSeq lists its product as uncharacterized. The coding region runs from base 15 to 2132 and encodes 705 amino acids. The record is from RefSeq and is a predicted model, not a curated record. The transcript has 17 exons. Lineage: Eukaryota; Apicomplexa; Aconoidasida; Piroplasmida; Babesiidae.